Molecule: messenger RNA, 711 nt
Organism: Artibeus jamaicensis (Jamaican fruit-eating bat)
Lineage: Eukaryota; Metazoa; Chordata; Mammalia; Chiroptera; Phyllostomidae
Gene: NEUROG1
Product: neurogenin 1
Exons: 1
Coding region: 1-711 (236 amino acids)
Molecular function (GO): protein dimerization activity
Source: RefSeq, a predicted model, not a curated record
AUGCCAGCCCCUCUGGAGACCUGCCUCUCAGACCUCGAUUGCCCCAGCAGCAGCAGCGACCUGUCCGGCUUCCUCACCGACGAGGAGGACUGUACCAGGCUCCAACAGUCAGCUCUUGCCUCGGGGCCGUCUGUGCCGGCCCACAGGGGCGCACCCGCGAUUCCUGGGGCGUCCGAUACUCCCCGGGCACAAGACGACGAGCAGGAGCGGCGACGGCGCAGGGGCCGCGCACGGGUGCGCUCCGAGGCGCUGCUGCACUCGCUACGCAGGAGCCGGCGUGUCAAGGCCAACGACCGCGAGCGUAAUCGCAUGCACAACUUGAACGCUGCGCUAGACGCGCUGCGCAGCGUGCUGCCUUCCUUCCCCGACGACACCAAGCUCACCAAGAUCGAGACGCUGCGCUUCGCAUACAAUUACAUUUGGGCUCUGGCCGAGACUCUGCGCCUGGCUGACCAGGGUCUGCCCGGGGGUGGUGCCCGGGAGCGCCUCCUACAACCACAGUGCGCCCCUUGCCUGCCCGGGCCCCCCAGCCCCGCCAGCGACGCUGAGUCCUGGGGAUCCGGCGCCGCAGCCUCCUCUCCACUCUCUGACCCCAGUAGCCCCGCCGCCUCCGAAGACUUCUCCUACGGUCUCGGCGACCCCCUUUUCUCUUUCCCCAGCCUGCCCAAAGACUUGCUCCAGACAACGCCCUGUUUCAUCCCUUACCAUUAA